AGGAGCGAUGGUCGUUCGGCGGUUCCUUCAUGGCAGCGGCGACGAGCGCGAGGAGCCCGUAGGCAUGCUCUUCGUGUACACGGCGGCCUUGUCCAUGUCGGUGGGGAUGUCGUUGGCUUCGUGCUUCACCGUGUUCAAGUGGAGCGACGUGAUGCGUGACGCAGGUCACGGCGCCAUGUUUAUGGUAUUCGUGUCCGAGGGGCUGUGGUCGAUCAUGUCCCUCGUUCGAAACUUUGCCGUGUACUUCAACGACCGCCAAGACACGAUGGACAGCUCGACGAUCUUGCGGCUGUCAGUUCCUUGUGAAGUCUUCUUCAACGCGACGUCGCUGUGGUUCAUCCUCAUUGCGUACGAGAUCCAUCGGAGGGCCCUGCGGCCUCGCUCCGAGCGCAGUAGCCGUGCCGCCAUGUUGCGUUACUGCAUUGGCAUCUACGGCAUUGCUGCGUGCUUGAUGGCAACGCUAUUCAUCUUGGACGUGACGGGCUUUCAGAUUGAAGAGCUCGAUGACGAUACAGGCAAGCCCAAGAAGGAGCCCAUCGCGGAAUUCGUGCUGGGGAACUUGUCCUGGGCAACGUGGGGCAUUCGGUUUGCGUCAGUUCUGUUUGCGGGGGCGAUGGCCGUCCAGCUCUUCCGCAAGAAACACCAUGUGGCCUAUCAGAAGCUCCCCAUGGCCCUCGUGUGGAUUGUUGUGGUUUUCUGUCUCCUCAACACCCCCUACCUCGUCCUCGAGCCCCUGUGUGACUUUGAAGUUAUACACAUCGCCGGCAUCCCGUGGAUGCCCAGCGCCCUCAAGUGCGCCACGUACUUGCACGGCGCUGUCAUUGCAGUUAUCUUGGGUCAAUCGGUCGCUGGCUUUGACUUGUUUUUUCAAGUCCGGCGGCGAAUCCGUCGCCCGUCCAAAGCCAUCGAUUUCUUUGUGCUUUCGGAAAGUCGAAGUGCCAUUAUGAGUUGAAUAUGGAGACCUUUGGAGGUAUGCGUACAAGUGGAUCGAUUGCCUGUGUUGAGCUCGUGGAUGGCACACGGCGACGUCGCGACUGCAGGCAAGUACGCAUCGGAGAAAGGCAAAACACAGCGUCUCCAUGACCAGCGUUUGAAAGGUUCGACGACGUUGGGGAAUGUGGUUCGAGCGCGGUCUGUCGUAGAGAAGCAGUGCCUCAUGACUUUGACGAUCAUCAUGCUGAGGUGGCCAACGGACAGACUGCACGCAGAAUGCGCAGGCUGGUCCAUGAGUCGGAAUAUAUCGACUUCUCGCAAACACACAAUGUCUUCUACCCGUCCCAACACUUCAUCUCUCACAUGUACUGUAGUCUCGAUGGCCCCGAUUCAACAAGCCAUGGGACGCUAACCCAUGGCUUGUUGCACGAGGUCCGCGCUGUCGGACCGGGUGAAAUGGCUCGAAUCACCUUGCACGAACCAAGGAACAAAGAAA
This is a messenger RNA of Aphanomyces invadans, 1429 nucleotides long. RefSeq lists its product as hypothetical. NCBI's taxonomy places the organism in Eukaryota, Oomycota, Saprolegniomycetes, Saprolegniales, Verrucalvaceae. The record is from RefSeq and is a predicted model, not a curated record. The coding region runs from base 8 to 952 and encodes 314 amino acids. The transcript has a single exon.